CCCACCCACCCACCCACCCCCUCAGCUGCCCCUUCCUCUCCCCUUUCCAUUGCUUCAGAUCUUUCCCUCUUUGAGCCUCAGGGCUCCAUCUCGCGUAUCUAUAAUAAUAAGGAUAAGGAUAUACGUAAUCUGCGUUGCGUAGAUAUCUGUAUAUACUCACGCAUUGGUCCUGAAAUCAGCGUGUCCAUUGGCCAGAGUUCAAAUGCGCGCUGUCGGUUCCGAUAACUGAUUUGGUUUCCGAUCAGGUAGCAUUUCGCGGUUGCGGAGGAGCGGGAGAAUGGCGGCGGUUUCCGGACCCGUGACGCCGGGGCAGGUGUCAUUUUUAUUUGGAAUUAUCCCUGUUAUCAUUGCCUGGUUAUAUGCUGAAUGGUUAGAGUAUAAAAAGCCAUCAUCACCCUCUAAAGUCCAUUCAGACAAUAACCUGACUGAAUUUGGAAAUGAAACAACAAUUAAGGAAGAAGAUCGGAUUGUUUUACUUGAAGGAGGUCUGCCAAAAUCUGCAUCUUUGAAGUUACAGAGUACAUCUGUAAGAACAAACUUAAUUAGGUUUGUUACAAUGGAGGACUCCUUCUUGCUUGAAAACCGGGCAACUCUUAGAGCAAUGUCUGAAUUCGGGGGAAUCCUGUUUUAUUUUUUCAUCUGCGACCGGACAAAUGUUAUUGGUGAUUCUACCAAGAACUAUAAUCGCGAUCUCUUCAUCUUCCUGUAUCUUCUUCUAAUCAUAGUUUCAGCAUUGACAUCUCUGAAGAAACAUCAUGAUAAGUCAGCUUUUUCUGGGAAAGCAUUACUUUAUCUUAAUCGCCAUCAAACAGAGGAAUGGAAAGGAUGGAUGCAGGUCCUCUUUUUGAUGUAUCACUACUUUGCUGCAACAGAGAUAUACAAUGCAAUUCGUGUUUUUAUUGCUGCAUAUGUCUGGAUGACUGGUUUUGGCAACUUCUCCUAUUAUUACAUCAGAAAAGAUUUUAGUCUUGCUCGAUUUGCUCAGAUGAUGUGGAGGCUGAACUUUUUUGUGAUAUUUUGUUGUAUUGUUCUUAACAAUGAUUAUAUGCUGUAUUAUAUCUGCCCAAUGCACACUCUCUUCACUCUGAUGGUCUAUGGGACACUUGGUAUUGGCCACAACUAUAAUGAGAUAAGAUCAGUGAUGUUUGUCAAGCUUCUUAUGUGUGUUUUAGUGGUUAUCUUGAUUUGGGAGAUUCCAGGAGUUUUUGAAACUUUAUGGAGUCCCUUCAGUUUUAUGUUAGGGUAUACUGAUCCAGCAAAGCCAGAUCUCCCUCGUAUGCAUGAAUGGCAUUUCAGAUCUGGACUUGAUCGAUACAUAUGGAUUGUUGGGAUGAUAUAUGCGUAUUUUCACCCGAAUGUUGAGAAGUGGAUGGAGAAAUUGGAGGAAUCUGAAAUUAAGAGGAGACGCACAAUCAAGACAUCCAUUGUUAUAAUUGCUUCAACUGUUGGGUAUUUGUGGUAUGAAUAUAUAUACAAGCUUGACAAAAUCACCUACAACAAGUACCAUCCAUACACAUCAUGGAUUCCUAUUACUGUUUACAUUUGCUUGCGAAACUUCACUCAGGAGCUCCGGAAUUUCUCACUUACUUUUCUUGCGUGGCUUGGGAAAAUUACCUUGGAAACCUAUAUUUCCCAGUUUCACAUCUGGCUGAGAUCAAAUAUGCCAAAUGGGCAACCAAAGUGGCUUCUUUGUUUUAUCCCCAACUAUCCUAUGCUUAAUUUCAUGCUGACUACUGCCAUUUAUGUCUUGAUAUCUUACAGGCUUUUUGAACUUACCAACAAUCUGAAAUCAGUUUUUGUACCCACACGAGACAAUAAGAAAUUGUUCUACAAUUUUGUUGCUGGUGUUUUGAUUUCUGCAUGUUUAUAUUGCAUUUCAUUUAUUCUUCUUCAGAUUCCUCAUUAAUGGAUGCUUGCAUGUGGAGACCGACAGAUGAAAGGUUUCCUUGAUCAGCGUAGAAAUGAUAUGAUGUGCAAAUGGAAUUUCGUAUUCUUUGAUGUUGCUUUCGACCCUAGAUAAUGGGAGCUUGUAUCUUCGAAAGCAGUGUGAAAUAUCAGUAGCAGUAGUUACUUCAUUCGUUCAAGUGUGGGUGGGAAGACUCUCCUUCUACAGCUUUGCCACAAAUAUUUCUUUGACGAAAUGGUAGUGUCACCCGAAGGGAAUUGAGUAUUAUAUAGAAUAUAUGGAUAGCUUCAGAGACUAGUAAACUCAUCAUGUGAAAGUUAUUUUGUCGCCACUAGAAUAUUUUUUCCUAUUAAAUUGCAUUGAGGCAUUUAGACAAAAAAAAAAAAUAAUUACAGUACGUACAUAAGAAAAGAGAAAUACUUGUUGUUUGGACCUACGUAUUCUUUACUAUAUACGGAGUAGUUGGCAAAUACCUCAAUA
This is a messenger RNA of Ipomoea triloba (trilobed morning glory), 2386 nucleotides long. Its product is annotated as protein REDUCED WALL ACETYLATION 3-like. Lineage: Eukaryota; Viridiplantae; Streptophyta; Magnoliopsida; Solanales; Convolvulaceae. The record is from RefSeq and is a predicted model, not a curated record. Gene Ontology annotation, cellular component: Golgi apparatus. Gene Ontology annotation, biological process: xylan biosynthetic process; plant-type secondary cell wall biogenesis; xyloglucan metabolic process. Gene Ontology annotation, molecular function: acetyltransferase activity. The coding region runs from base 278 to 1906 and encodes 542 amino acids. The transcript is spliced from 16 exons.